Colletotrichum tamarilloi is the source of this 1179-nucleotide messenger RNA. Its product is annotated as agmatinase. The transcript has 7 exons. Bases 1 to 1179 code for a protein of 392 amino acids. The record is from RefSeq and is a predicted model, not a curated record. Gene Ontology annotation, molecular function: agmatinase activity; metal ion binding. NCBI's taxonomy places the organism in Eukaryota, Fungi, Ascomycota, Sordariomycetes, Glomerellales, Glomerellaceae.
AUGCGUCUUGCAGAUGCAAUCCUACUCUGCGCGGGUGCUGACCUUGCAGCUGCCCUAAAUGUUGGCCCGAACUAUCAAUAUCCCCUUGAAGAUCUGGACAAAGAUCUGCCCUUUUCCCAGCCUGUGACAUUUGCGCACUUGGAAUGGCAACGUUGUUUAGCGGAGUCGCAUAAUAAGCCUCUAGACAUUGCCGUUCUGGGCUUUCCUUAUGACACCUCUACUUCCUACCGUCCAGGCGCUCGCUUCGGCCCGAGAGGUAUUCGGGCUGGAUCGUCCAGGGAGAAGAAAGGGCGUAGUUAUAACACCGUGUGGGAGGUUGACCCCUACGAACAGGGGCUAGAAAUUAUCGACUGUGGAGACGUGCCCAUCACGCCAUUUGAUGCCAGCCAUGCGUUUAAGCAGAUGGAACAGGCGUAUCGACAGAUUCUCUAUCAUCCGACCACCGAUCAGAAUGAAUGGGAACAUCCCCGCAUCAUCAGCCUUGGAGGAGAUCACUCUAUAGUCUUGCCAAUUCUGCGUAGUCUGAAGACAGUUUAUGGUCCCAUCUCCGUCAUUCAUCUCGAUUCGCACCUUGACACAUGGGAUCCUUAUGAAGGCUAUACGGGAAUCGUUUCGAACCAGUCUGCCAUCACCCAUGGAACCUUCUUCUGGCAUGCGAGCCGAGAAGGGUGCAUCAGCAAGGGCACCAGCGUUCAUGGCGGUCUGAGGACCAAGCUCUUCAGCCCGAAAGACUAUGAAAUCGACAGGGAUGUUGUCGGAUUCACCAUAAUUGAAGCUCAUGAGAUUGACGAUAUUGGCAUGAGUGGCAUCGUCAAGAAAGUCAGAGACGCAGUUGGCAAUACGCCAGUGUAUCUUUCCAUCGACAUUGAUGGCAAGUUGGGACCGCCCCAUCAUGACGAAUGUUUAACUAACAACGCUACAGUCCUCGAUCCGAGCAUUGCUCCAGCUACUGGAACGCCAGAGUCAGGCGGCUGGACAACGAGAGAGUUGAAGCGAUUCCUCAAGGGUCUUGAAGGACUCAACCUGGUCGGUGCUGAUGUCGUUGAAGUCAGCCCGCCUUAUGACUCUGUGGCCGAGACAACUUCCGUCGCUGCCGCUGACUUAAUUGUCGACAUCCUGGCUGGUAUGACGAAGAAGAAGACUUUUGAUCCGCCCAGAAACGAAAAAGACGAGUUGUAG